Molecule: messenger RNA, 1704 nt
Organism: Vicia villosa (hairy vetch)
Lineage: Eukaryota; Viridiplantae; Streptophyta; Magnoliopsida; Fabales; Fabaceae
Exons: 5
Coding region: 1-1704 (567 amino acids)
Source: RefSeq, a predicted model, not a curated record
AUGCCACCCAAGAAAGAUGAAAAAGGUAAGGGUCAACAAAAGCCUCGUCGCACUAGAUUCAUUGUAGAGGAGGUUCCUAACUCAGAUAUGUUCGUUCCUAUGCCACGCUCUACUCCACGCUCUACUAUACCGCCUAUGCAUCCUACACCGUCUAUGCAUCCUACACCGCCUAUGCAUCCUACACCGCCUAUGCAUCCUACACCGCCUAUGCAUCCUACACCGCCCAUGUCUGGAUCUUUCACUGGAUUACUAUCCAUGCCCCCUGGAUCAGGUUUUUUUUGUCCUCCUGGAUACUCUUACCCCACAUAUUUUCCUACGGAGACAGGUGGAUCUAGCAUGCCAUUACCCAUGCAUAUGGGGACAGGUGGAUCUGGUAGCAUGCCAUUACCCAUGCAUAUGGAGACAGGUGGAUCUAGCAUGCCAUUACCCAUCCCUUCAGAGGAUGAUACCAGUGCUCCUGGAGAUACCAGUGCUCCUGGAGAUACUAGUGCUGAGGAGCAAACGAAGAGGAAGCGUAUUUUGAAAAAAAAUACGACUCAAAAAAUUAAGUAUCAUGAGGGCAGACUAAUCAUUUAUCCCGAUGCAGGAUCAAUUGUUCCCUCACAUCAGGCAGUAUCGAUCAUAACAAAUAUUAUAAAAGAGAAGUACACACAAUUCUGGCCGUCUUAUGGAGCUGUACAUGAAGAUGAAAAGGAAAAAUGGUUUCAGGCAUUUCAGGAGCAUUGUGUUUGGGAUGUUAGAGAUGAGGCCGCGAUUAAAGAAAACUUUCACACAAAAUGUGCUGCUCGAUUUUCUGAUACCAUGAGGAAUGUUAGACUUAAAUGGGAAGCAAAAGGGACACGUCCACGUUGGAUAGGAGAAGAUAUAUUCCCAAAGCUUAUUGAUCAUUGGAAUUCUGAUAAGUUUAAGGAAAUAUCUGAGCAGGCAAAGAAAAAUAGAGCAUCUGAAGUUGGUGGUUGCAACUACGCAGCGGGAAGUAUUAGUGUGGCUGAAGUUGCGCGAAGGAUGCGUGAAGAAUUAGGCAGAACUCCACUUCUUAAUGAGCUCCACAUGGAGACUCAUCUCAAGAGAAAUGGAGAGUUUAUUGACGAGCGCGCAAAAAUCACUCAAGAGAAUUUUGAUAAAGAACUUGCCAUAAAGUUGUCAGAGCAUCCUGAAAUACCCCAACCACCACCAGGGUAUCCUGUUGACCCCAGUAUUGGUUUUCAGACUUGGUAUAAGGUUUCAGGUGGAAAGAAGAAAAAUGGGAGAGUGUAUUGUAUUGGAGGGUAUUCCAAAAAUAUCAAGCGGCGUAGUAGAGAUUUCAAAAUGAGAUAUGCUGAUGGAGAAGGAUCAUCCACUCCACCUAUAUUAACCGCCGAAAUGCUUGAAACUGUGAGAAACUUGGCAAACACUGAGGCAGCACAACAAGUAGCAGCAAGAAAUUUGGAAAUUGAAGAGAUGAAGAGAAAACAAUUAGAGAUGCAGGAGGAAAUGCAAAGAAGAGAAAGAGAAUUACGGGAAGAAAUGAGGAGAGAAUUUCAGGAAGAAAUGAGGAGGCAGGCACAGGAAUAUCAAGAAGCAAUGCGAAUUGCAAAUGAACGGUCACAAAGGUUUGAUCAAUUUUUUGCUUCACAAAAUAUGAGUGGUGGUGGAUUUGGAGGAACAAGUGGAUAUGGAGGAGCUGAUGAAGAAGAGGAGGAACAAGAUGGUGGGAAUAAUUAA